UUGUGUUUGCAGAGUCUGAGCUGGGCUGGUGCUGAAAGAACAGGGAUUCCUCACUGGCUUCAUGGUGCUAUAACUGCAGCUGCCUUUUUAAUCUUACCUCCAUACAAAGUUACAUGUCUAAUAUUUAGACAUGAUGGGCUUUGUGAAUAAAAGGACGUUAAUAUUGUUUGUAGUAUCAUUAGUAUACCUAAUAGCAGUCAAUGGUCAAGACGAAGAAAGUGGAGAUGAUUUAGGUUGCUUUCAAGAUGGACAAUCUUACCCGAAUCGAGAUAUCUGGAAACCCAUACCAUGUCAGAUCUGUGUCUGUGAUAAUGGCCUGAUUCUUUGUGAUGAUGUCCAGUGUGAAGCUGUUGACUGUGACAAACCUGAAAUACCUGAUGGAGAAUGCUGCCCAAUAUGUCCUACUAGUGCUCCCUGGGUCGAGUCUGCUUACCCCACUACCUCUGUGGGCAUUUCGGAGGAUAAUGACUAUAAAGUUGAUCCUUAUAACAAUCCAGAUGACACUGACUAUAGAACUCCCAGCAACUCUAACCCUGGUCCUGAUAAUCCAGAUGAAGAAGACUACAGAACUCCCAACUAUAAUCCUGGCCGUGAUAAUAAUCCCUAUGAAACUGACUAUAGAGUUCAUUACAGAGCACAAAAGGGACAGAAAGGUGAACCUGGAGUAGUUCCUUUUAUAACUGGAAUAAGAGGACGACCUGGAUCAAUGGGACCUCCCGGCUCUCAAGGUCCAAGGGGUUAUGCUGGACCAAAAGGACAACGUGGUGCCCGUGGUCCACCUGGUAUUGAUGGAGAACCUGGAAUUCCUGGUCAGCCUGGAGAACCUGGUCCACCUGGGCAUCCCGGUCAUCCCAGCUUAGAGUCGCCAUUUGCAGCUGGAAUGCUUGAUGACAAAUCAGGAGUCAGAUCUCAAAUGGGAUUUAUGCAUGGAGCAUCUGGACAGAUUGGAGCAAGAGGACCCCCAGGGUCACCAGGCCAACAAGGUCCUUUAGGUCCACCAGGUCUUCCAGGAGAAGUUGGAGAUACAGGACCAAUGGGACCUUCUGGCCCUCGGGGUCCAGAUGGACCACCUGGAAAACCUGGGGAAGAUGGUGAAGCAGGAAAAUCAGGAGAGGCUGGACCAAUAGGAUUUCCAGGAUCACCGGGAGCUCGAGGAUUUCCUGGUGCCCCUGGUCAACCUGGGUUGAAGGGUGAUCGAGGACACAAAGGUCUCGAUGGUGCAAAGGGUGAACGUGGAACUGCAGGAUCAAAGGGAGAAACUGGUGUUCAAGGACAAAUGGGUUUUGUUGGUGCAUUGGGUCCAAGAGGAAUUCCAGGAGAAAGAGGAAGGCCUGGACCAUCUGGUCCUGCUGGAAUGAGAGGUCCUUCAGGUAUCACUGGAAAAGCAGGUGCCAUGGGUCCUAUUGGUCUGAUGGGUCCACCCGGUUUCCCUGGUACACCAGGUGUUAAGGGUGAAGCUGGUCCUACAGGUGCUCGUGGUCCUGAAGGUCCCCAGGGCUCAAGAGGUGAAACUGGAGCUCCAGGCCAUGCUGGCCCAUCUGGUCUUAUAGGUCCUUCUGGUCCUGAUGGACUGGCUGGUGGAAAAGGCCCUUCGGGCACUCCUGGUCCGGCAGGUGCUCCAGGGCCCCUUGGGCCUAAUGGCUCUCCAGGACCUCAAGGAAGUACUGGACAACCAGGCAUUCGAGGCCAACCGGGAGAUCCAGGUGUGCCUGGUUACAAGGGAGAAGCUGGCCCCAAAGGAGAAAUUGGUCCAGUAGGAAUACAAGGCCCCGCUGGGUCUCAAGGAGAAGAAGGUAAACGUGGACUUCGUGGUGACCCUGGAUCAGUUGGCCCUCAAGGACCAGUUGGAGAAAGGGGUGCACCAGGUGACCGUGGUUUCUCAGGUGGUGACGGUUUACCAGGUCCUAAGGGAGGUCCAGGAGAGCGUGGCCCACCUGGUGUUCCAGGUCCUAAAGGAAGUCAUGGUGAUCCUGGACGUACAGGAGAGCCUGGACUGCCAGGUGCAAGAGGUCUAACAGGAAAUCCUGGUGUUGUUGGAGCUGAGGGAAAACCAGGACCUGUGGGUCCUACAGGUGAAGAUGGACGUCCAGGCCCAGCAGGACCAAUCGGAACAAGAGGCCCUACUGGUACAUUAGGUUUGCCUGGUCCAAAGGGUGGCAGUGGGGAUCAAGGAAAACCUGGUGAGCAGGGAAAUCCAGGUGUCCCAGGCCCAAGAGGUCUCCCAGGUAAAGAUGGUGAAAUUGGUCCCCAAGGCCCAGCAGGACCAAUGGGUAAAGCAGGAGAAAGAGGAGAACAAGGACCACCUGGUGCUUUGGGAUUUCCAGGUUUACCAGGACCUGCAGGCCCACCAGGAGAAGCUGGAAAACCCGGUGAUAUGGGUGUUCCUGGAGAAAUUGGACCUGUUGGAGCUGUUGGAAAAAGGGGAGACCGUGGUGUUCCAGGUGAGAGAGGUGAGCUUGGCCCAAGAGGAUUGCCGGGUGAGAAGGGAGUUAUAGGUGGACAUGGACCUGAUGGUCCCAAGGGUAGUCCAGGUCCUACAGGUACUGCAGGUGAAACAGGCCCACCUGGUCUUCAGGGAAUGCCAGGUGAGAGAGGCAUAGCUGGACCUUCAGGACCAAAAGGAGACAGGGGUGCUCCAGGAGAGAAGGGGGCUGAAGGUACCCCUGGAAGUGACGGUGCUACUGGUCUUCCAGGUCCUGUUGGCCCAGCUGGUCCUGCUGGCCCCAGAGGAGAUAAGGGAGAACCUGGCCCUAAAGGCCCAUCUGGUCCCUUUGGUUCCCGUGGAAGCCCGGGUUCUCCUGGUGAGCCUGGUCCCAUAGGUGCCGUUGGUUUUGCUGGCCCUCCUGGUCCUGAUGGUCAACCUGGAGUUAAAGGAGAGCCAGGUGAACCUGGUCAGAAAGGAGAUGCAGGCUCUCCGGGUCCACAGGGUCCUGCUGGAAACCCUGGCCCUCCAGGUCCUCCUGGUGUUCCUGGUUUGAAAGGUGGUCGAGGCACACAAGGUCCUCCUGGUGCAACUGGUUUUCCAGGACCUGCUGGCAGAGUUGGACCACCUGGAUCUACGGGGCCAAUUGGUCCACCAGGUCCCCUAGGUAAGUCUGGCAAAGAAGGUCCUCCUGGUAUUCGUGGUGAUCCUGGUGCAGCUGGAAAGAUCGGUGAGCAAGGCCCACCUGGUCCUGCUGGAAGCCCGGGUGACAAAGGUGAUUCCGGAGAAGAUGGCCAGCCAGGUGCAGAUGGACCACCAGGUCCUCCAGGAACAACUGGACAAAGAGGAAUUGUUGGUCUUCCUGGUCAGCGAGGACAGAGCGGCAUGGCUGGCCUUCCAGGCCCACCUGGUGCGCCUGGAAAAGUAGGUUCAAGUGGACCUGCUGGUGAAAAAGGUCCUCCUGGCCCUGUUGGUACACCUGGUAUCAAAGGCCCAUCAGGAGAACCUGGGCCUGAUGGUCCUGCUGGAUCAGAUGGUCCCACUGGUCGAGAUGGUCUUCCAGGUGAACAGGGUGACCAAGGGGAGCCUGGGCCUGCUGGAGUAGCAGGAGCUCAAGGCCCACCUGGAACUCCUGGCCCUGUGGGUCCUCCCGGUGAAGCAGGACAAAGAGGUGAACCAGGUUCCCGUGGGCCAGUAGGCCCCAUUGGGCAAACAGGAAAGCGAGGCCACACUGGUCCUCAAGGCCCAGGAGGUGAUAAGGGAGAAGUUGGUGACAGAGGCGAACGAGGUCAAAAGGGUCAUCGAGGGUUUACAGGUCUACAAGGCUUACCUGGACCCCCAGGUACUAUUGGAGAUCAAGGCAAUACUGGAAUUGAUGGUCCUUUUGGUCCCAGAGGACCCCCUGGACCUAUUGGCCCUCCAGGUAAGGAAGGAAGCCAUGGAUCCUUAGGCCCUGUCGGACCUCCAGGACCGCGUGGAGUGGUUGGAGAAGCAGGACCAGAGGGUCCUCGAGGUGAUCCUGGCCCACCUGGUCCUCCUGGCCCUUCAGGCUUGCCUGGCCCUCAUGCUGUUGAUAUUCAAGACAUCAUGGCUUUCUAUGAUGCUACAAUUCCAGAACCACCACCAGAAUUCAGUGAAGAUGAGGCUCUUCCUGGAACUAGCAACAACAACAGCAAACCUGAUCCAGUAAUUCAUGACACGCUGAAGUCACUAAGCAGCCAGAUUGACAACAUGCGCAGACCAGAUGGAAGCAAAUCUAACCCUGCCCGCACUUGUGCCGAUAUUAAGCAGUGCUAUCCCCAAAAGAAGACUGGGGAUUUCUGGAUAGAUCCUAAUCAAGGUGUUUCAGAAGAUGCUGUUAAAGUAUUUUGCAAUAUGGAAACUGGAGAGACAUGCAUUUCUGCAGACCCAUCCAGCAUACCACGCAAAACAUGGUGGACAACAAGAGGUGAACGUGAUUCAAAGCCUGUGUGGUUUAGUCGUCAGAUGAAUAGGGGAUCAUCAUUUUUCUAUGGUAACAAGAGCCAGUCAGCAAAUACAGCCAAAACCCAACUGACAUUCCUUCGCCUGCUGUCAAAAGAAGCAUCUCAGAAUAUAACAUAUCACUGCAAGAACAGCAUUGGUUACAUGGAUGCAAAAACUGGCAAUCUAAAGAAAGCAAUAGUUCUCAGAGGAGCGAAUGAUGUGGAAAUCAAGGCAGAAGGCAACAACCGAUUCAGAUACACUGUCAUCGAAGACAGCUGCACUAGAAAUGAUGGCAGUUGGGGUAAGACUGUCUUUGAAUACAAAACACAAAAUGUGGCACGUUUACCAAUUAUAGAUAUUGGCCCAGUCGAUAUUGGUAAAGUGGAUCAAGAAUUUGGCAUUGAAAUUGGACCUGUAUGUUUCUUGUAAAAAAAAAAAGACAUGGACAGCUUAAAUUUGGUCCUGGGAGUCUUGAAGUUAUAGCUGAUUUAAUCAGCCAUGUACAUACAAUUGUUUGGAAUUUCCAGGCCUUGGUGCAAAAUAUUUAUUUACCUAUCUACAAAAUACGACUUUUCUAUGAACAUUGGAAUCCUCUUCAGUGCAGACAUGUGGUUAAAAUUGCAGUGACCCCCUUUCUUUUCAUUUUUGAAUGAAUUAAAGGUAUGCAGGUACUUGUGUUGUUCUUGUGCAAAGUAAAAAUAUAUCAGGCUCUAAGAAAAUAA
Protopterus annectens (West African lungfish) is the source of this 5109-nucleotide messenger RNA. It is a transcript of the gene COL5A2, whose product is annotated as collagen type V alpha 2 chain. The record is from RefSeq and is a predicted model, not a curated record. Gene Ontology annotation, cellular component: collagen type V trimer. The coding region runs from base 131 to 4816 and encodes 1561 amino acids. The transcript is spliced from 54 exons. NCBI's taxonomy places the organism in Eukaryota, Metazoa, Chordata, Ceratodontiformes, Protopteridae. Gene Ontology annotation, molecular function: protein binding; extracellular matrix structural constituent.